AUGGAGGCAACACAAAUUCAAGUGAAAAAGUAAAUGGAAGAAGAAGCUCAAACAGAAGUUGAAAUCUGGAAUUACAUAUUCGGGUUUGUGAAAAUGGCAGUAGUUAAAUGUGCCAUAGAGCUCGGAAUAGCUGACGCCAUUGAAAACCAUGGUGGCCCCAUGACACUUUCAGAGUUAUCAUCAACUCUCAAUUGCGCACCCUCAAAUCUUCACCGAGUACUGAGAUUUUUAGUUCAUUACCAAAUCUUCAAAGAAAAACCCACCAGCCAAUGCUCCAUCGCCUUCGAACAAACCCCAAUCUCUCGCCGCUUCAUAAAACAUGGACAUAACAGCAUGGCCGCAUUUGUCCUUCUAGAGAGCAGCCCCGUGAUGCUGGCUCCGUGGCAAGGCCUCGGCGGGCGUGUGUUGGCGAAUGGGACAUCGGCAUUUGACUCGGCUCACGGCAAGGAUGUGUGGGCGUAUGCCGCGGAGGAUGCGGCUCACAGCAAGCUGAUCAAUGAUGCAAUGGCGUGUAACGCUAGAGUUACAGUGCCUGCCGUGAUUGAAGGUUGUCCUGAGGUGUUUGAUGGGAUUGGGAGCUUGGUGGACGUUGGUGGCGGGAAUGGGACGGCUUUAGGAUUGUUGGUGAAGGAAUUUCCAUGGAUUAGAGGGAUAAACUUUGAUCUUCUUCAUGUUGUGUGUGCUGCAGAUCAAGAGUGGGAUGGAGUUGAGCAAGUUGGAGGUGACAUGUUUCAGAGUAUUCCCAUGGCUGACGCUGCUUUCUUCAUGCAAGUUUUGCAUGAUUGGGACGACGAUGAAUGCAUCCAGAUCCUGAAGAACUGCAGAGAAGCGAUUCCAAAGGAGAAAGGGAAAGUGAUAAUAGUCGAAACCAUUAUCGAAGAAGAAGAAGAAAGGGACAAAUUAAAGUUUGUGAGAUUGAUGCUGGACAUGGUGAUGAUGGCUCACACUAGAAAGGGCAAAGAGAGAACCUUGAAGGAAUGGGACUAUGUUCUUCGGCAGGCAGGAUUCAGCAGAUAUAAUGUUAAACCUAUUCAUGCGGUUCAAUCUGUUAUUGAAGCUUUUCCUUAAUUAAUUAAUUAAGAUUUAUGAAUGAAUCUUCCAUGUUUUUGUAUUAAUGGUGUGGUGCCGGUUGGUGUUUUUCAUGUUUAGAUCAAACAGAACUUGCUCUCAAGUUUUUUUAAUAAGUUUUCUAAUGAAUUUGGGUUAUGUAUU
Molecule: messenger RNA, 1212 nt
Organism: Pistacia vera
Lineage: Eukaryota; Viridiplantae; Streptophyta; Magnoliopsida; Sapindales; Anacardiaceae
Product: acetylserotonin O-methyltransferase-like
Exons: 2
Biological process (GO): methylation
Molecular function (GO): protein dimerization activity; S-adenosylmethionine-dependent methyltransferase activity; O-methyltransferase activity
Source: RefSeq, a predicted model, not a curated record